Messenger RNA from Bradysia coprophila, 5070 nucleotides. It is a transcript of the gene wdb, whose product is annotated as serine/threonine-protein phosphatase regulatory subunit widerborst. Gene Ontology annotation, molecular function: protein phosphatase activator activity. The record is from RefSeq and is a predicted model, not a curated record. NCBI's taxonomy places the organism in Eukaryota, Metazoa, Arthropoda, Insecta, Diptera, Sciaridae. Gene Ontology annotation, cellular component: nucleus; protein phosphatase type 2A complex; cytosol. Gene Ontology annotation, biological process: signal transduction; protein dephosphorylation.
GAUUCACUAUCUGUCAUUGUAACUUAGCCACUUUUAAUUCUUUAAAUUUAAAUGGUGUUGUUGUUAUAAAUCCAAAUUUACUUCAAAUAAAAACAGUUUUAAUGUGAUUUAGACAUCCAAUAUUCGUGUAUAAUCGCUAUCGUUCGAACAAAAUAUAAGGAAAACGUGUUUCUGGAGCUGAAUUGGAUUUUUUCCCCGAGAUUUGAUUUCCGAAAAGUCUCCACACUUUUUUUUAUGAAGUGUUAAAUUGAAAUAUCUACCGCUAAGUCAGUCUGGGGCGAAGCGAAAAAUUGAGUGAAUUAAUCGGUUUUAAUUGGAUGUUAAACUGUGCAAAACUGUUAACAAUGUGUUCGGUGUGCGAUAAAAUCAAUGGAUUGUUGUAAAAAUGCGAUAUCCGCACAAUAAUCGGGCCUUCAUUUACUGUGAUGACAGCCUAUCGACCAUAAACUAAAGCCAAACUAAGGCCUUCAACAAAAAAAAACCAAACACACAUUUCAAUUUUCUAAAAGCAUAAACAUAUUGUGUGGCUUGAAGUUUCGCGAAAAUUGUGCUUGUGACAAGGAAUAUAUUGUUUGACCGAACAAAACUGCAAAAAAAAAAUUGUUUAAAAGGAAAGAAAAAAAAUUUAUUCUAAAUAUCCAAAAUGAUUUAAAUCAACCAAAUUUGCUACGACUUAUAAAUGUAUCGUCAAGGGAAACUAAAUAGGAACACAAUCAGUUAAUCGGAUAUUGGCUCACAAUUUUUAUAAAUCAGGGAACCGCAAACACCUAACAAACAAAAAAAGAAGAAGAAAUUAUCGUCCAAAUAACAAAACGCUGUUGUUCAACGUUCAACUAAAUUCUAAACACAAAUUCGACGCGGACGUUUCAUUUGGGACUUAACUACACGUUGAAGAGUAACAGUCUGAAAUCUGAAACGCGUGAGCAGUACGACUGAAUCAUUUAAUUGUGCAGCUAAUCUUGUAAUAUCCAACAAUUGCCAAGUUUAUUGUAUUUAGAGAAUCGAUAUUUUUGUGUAUCCGAUUUAAGCGGUUGUUUUGCUUACAAAUAUUUUUGCUGUGUUCAAAUUAAUAUUGAAAGCCGGAAAAAUGUCGUCGGGAACGUUUGUUGAUCGGAUUGACCCAUUCGCAAAGCGAUCGCUUAAAAAGAAAAGCAAAAAGUCUCAGGGUUCGUCGAGGUAUCGUAACUCGCAAGAUGUUGAAUUGCAACAGUUACCUCAACUAAAGGCUGACAGUUCCAGCAUGGAUCAAGAAGAUUUGUUUAUAAGGAAAUUGCGACAGUGUUGUUUCUCAUUUGAUUUUAUGGAUCCCAUAUCGGAUUUAAAAGGCAAAGAAAUCAAGCGAGCUGCAUUAAAUGACCUUUCUACGUAUAUUACCCAUGGUCGAGGUGUUCUUACCGAAGCUGUUUACCCAGAAAUUAUACGAAUGAUUUCAGUGAAUUUAUUCCGAACACUACCGCCCAGUGAAAAUCCUGACUUUGAUCCAGAAGAAGAUGAUCCAACAUUAGAAGCAUCAUGGCCCCAUUUGCAAUUAGUUUACGAAGUAUUCCUGAGGUUCUUAGAGUCGCAAGACUUUCAAGCGACCAUUGGAAAGAAAGUUAUAGACCAAAAAUUUGUAUUACAACUCUUGGAACUGUUUGACUCUGAAGAUCCGAGGGAACGUGAUUUUUUGAAAACUGUCUUGCAUCGGAUUUAUGGAAAAUUCUUAGGACUACGAGCAUUCAUCCGGAAACAAAUCAACAAUAUAUUUUUGCGUUUUAUUUAUGAAACUGAACAUUUUAAUGGUGUGGGCGAGCUUUUGGAAAUUUUGGGAAGUAUAAUUAACGGUUUUGCUUUGCCGCUGAAGGCCGAACAUAAGCAAUUUCUGGUCAAAGUGUUGUUGCCACUGCAUAAAGUCAAAUGUCUGUCGCUGUAUCAUGCACAGUUGGCAUAUUGUGUGGUACAAUUUCUCGAAAAGGAUGCAGUAUUGACGGAACCGGUCGUCCGGGGUUUAUUAAAAUUCUGGCCGAAAACUUGUUCGCAAAAGGAGGUGAUGUUUUUAGGAGAAAUCGAAGAAAUACUUGAUGUUAUUGAUCCGCCACAAUUUGAUAAAAUUCAAGAGCCACUUUUCCGUCAGAUUGCAAAAUGUGUGUCUAGUCCACAUUUUCAGGUUGCCGAACGUGCACUAUAUUUCUGGAAUAAUGAAUACGCCAUGUCCCUAAUUGAGGAAAAUAAUGCUGUAAUUAUGCCAAUUAUGUUUCCUGCACUCUAUCGCAUUAGCAAGGAACAUUGGAAUCAAACAAUCGUUGCGCUCGUUUACAAUGUUUUGAAGACGUUUAUGGAAAUGAAUUCAAAAUUAUUCGACGAACUAACCGCCAGCUAUAAAGCGGAAAGACAAAAAGAAAAGAAACGAGAACGUGAACGUGAAGAACUUUGGAAGAAAUUGCACGAUUUAGAAAAUAGUCGUACAAGUAGUAAAAAGAGCGAAUCAACUAGUGAUUCUACACAGCAUCAGCAAAACAAUAAAUCAUCGUUAAUUAAUUCAAAUCCCAGCUCGUCAUCACCCUCAACACUAUCAACCACCAAUACUGUUGGCGGUGGCACCAGCAAUCCGUACAAUAUGAAAAAAGAAAUUAUUGUACCGAAGGAGGAAUAACACAACAAAUACAACCGAUAUCUACAUUAAUAUUUAUCAAUGACGUUCAAGAUGGACAUUAAAAAAAAAACAAAAAAAGUAAGAGGAAAGAAAUAAAUAAAAAAAUGAUGAAAAUGGAAACAUAAAAAGUAUAAAAUUUAAAAAAAGUAAAGUAAAAAUAUAAAAAAAAAAUUAAAAAUUAAUAAGAGAAGAAGCUGCUGAUUGCUCUAUUCAAUUCUCAUUCAAUAAUUAGCCGGAGAAAUAUGAUUAACUGCAUAUUGAUUAAUUAAUUAAAAUAAAUGAAAGAAAAACGCAAAAAAAAUAUUUAAAAAAAGGAGGAGAUGAAUAUGGAGGAUAAAAUUUGAAUUAAAACAAAAAAGAAAAAAAAAACACAAAAAAUAGAAAUGCAGAGAUAUGAGAAUGUGUUAAUUAAUACAAAUUGACAUUCACCUCAGACUGAUUUCACUUAAAACAUAAAAAAAAAAAAAUUCGUUGUGUACACGCUUCAUGAUAAUAACAAUAAUAAUAUGCCGGUGUGUAGAUCUCCUAAUGCGGACAAUUUUUUUUUAAACUUUUAUUUACAACACUGAACAACAACAACUCUCCUUUCUUCUUUUUCUCGUUUGCUUUUCUUCAUAAUAAAUCCUUUGAAGUCAACAUCUUAUUAUAUUCAAAUGUUUUGUGAUGGGACGCUUUUUCUUAACCGUGAUGCCUAGAGGCAACAACAAACUCAUCGAAAAUGAAACCAAAGUCAGUCUUUAUUAAACAAUUCACGCGCUCGUUUAAAGAAAGAGAAAAUAUUUUUUUUCCACGUUUGGGGCCAGAAUCUGUGUCGCAAAGCAUCCAUUUCUUUGAACUUGGUCUUAACGCUUCUCUCUUUUUACUUGCCUUCUUUUCUCUGCUCGCAAUUUUUUUUUAUCAAAGGAACGAUUUGUUUUCAUUUGAAACUAUUAUCCGGUUGAGUUGUUCUUUGAACUGAUAAUGGUAAAAGGGAUGCUGUGUGAAUCGGGAUGAAUAUUCUAAACAAUAGUUCUACGAGUAUGCUCGAAAGUGCAUCGCUAUUUCCUAGAAAAUUGAAGCAUCCGUGCUGACACCGAUAAGCAAUCAUUUGAUUUAAAAAAAAAAUCUUACUCAAUAUUCAUCAUGCCUCAGGCUUAAUUACCAAAUGGACUGCAUCACGAUCAACUUCACAGACAAGAAUAUGGAUUUGCUUAAAGUUAAAUAAUUAAAAGUAAUUUUGACGACAUCUAAUAAAACAAUGGUUUGAGAAACUGGCAGUUAGAAUCAUUACAAAAGUCAACUUCUAGUUACCCCCAUUCAAGUUAACUUUACACGUUUUUCAUUAGUGAUCCCACAUUUCUUAAGAUUUUUUUAUGAGCAGCUCUACGGUGUAACAUAGUUUUGUUAAGUUUUACGCCAACGGGUUGCGAGCCUCAAAGAAGUUGUUCAAAGUGGAGUGUACCAAAAAUGUUGUAUAAAUGUUGUCGAAGUAGCAAAACAGUGUAGCCUGCAAAACUUAUAUUGCAAUUUUUGAAUAGAUUUUUAGUAGAUCUGUACAAUUGGAAUUCCGUUCAACAAUUAGUAGUGCGGUAGAAUUGUUUUUUUUUUUUUCAUUUGUUAGAGUAUUGCUUGACCUAGAAACACGUAGAAACAGUUACGACCCAUUGUAAUGGAAAUAAUGAUUAAGUCCCCGGGUGUAAAUAGAAUCCUCAAUUUGUCGAAAUGAUCGUCCACACAUCUCGAGUGCUGUUGCAUUUCGGUAAGUGAGGUUAUUCAUUUCGGCACUUUGAAAAUUUUUGAGUUUGUCUUAAGAAAAAUAUUCGUUUUUUGUGUGUGUGACGCGCCAUAAGAAACACAUUUGGUUUCGUGAGGGACUGACUUUUUCGCCGAAAAAUGUAAUGUCGAUUGAAUGCAGCAGGAACAGUCUUAUUAACUAAUACAUUCUCAUAUCUUCGUUGGAAUAUAAAAACUAUCUACAAAAAACAAGAAGGAAAAAAUAAAAUAAAAAUAAUAAAAAAAUUGUCGUGGAAAAAAAAACAUUUAAACAAGAAAAAAGGAAAAUAUUUAAAAACUGUAUAUGUUGUAGCUUUAUGAAAAGUUUUUAAAAAACUGAGAAUUUAUCAUUUGUCUUUCAAAAAAAAAAAUGCUUGAAUUUCACUUUGUAGACAUUACAAACAAGACUAUUUUGACAAACAAAAUUUCUUUUUUUUUUAUAAAAUAGAAGAACACACAAAAAUCACAUUAUUUUAAAUAGAAAAAAAAUGAAUAGAAAAAACACAAAAAACACUCAUGCAAACUGAUUUAAAAGGAAAAAAAUUGAUGAAUGAAAAACACAUUUUCACCGGAAACAAAAUGUUGAACCGUAUAUUGGCGAUGUUAUACAACCAUUCUUUUUGCUUCUUUCAUUUUAUCAUUCGCUGAGUUUUUAGGUUGAAUCUGCAAUUUCAAUUGAACAGUUC